GAAGCAGGGGUUUUCCCUACGGUUUGGCCACCAGCAACUGAGUUCACGACUCCUCCUCGCGUCUCAACCGCCCCAUCGACACGGUGGACGACGAGUUCGAGGUAGCGCAUCGCCUCUCACAAGAUAUCUUUCUCAGGCGCAUUGAGAGCCUUCACCAAGACCCGUUUUCGUCCAGGAACGUCCCUCCGCCACUACCAAGACCAGACCUGCUUCCCGUAAACGCGGAGGCGGAGGUAGCAGAGGGGUAGAAGAAGGUCUAAUAGAUGUACCGGAGAUCGAGCUGUCUUCAUACGCAACAUCUCCUACAGUUCCCACCACAAAGCCGUCCUAUCUGUCGACUCCAACAACACCAGCCAUGACCAAGUUUCACGUUGGUUCCCUAGGUUCAGAUAAAGGACGGCCAAUCAUCGUUGCAGUUGUGCGCGACCCAGAUGCUAUCAAUCAGGCUACUUCCUUAGGAUAUGUGGGAGGGUUUCAUGGACGCAGUGCGAUGGAUGAGGUCGAACCAAACAGUCUCUGUGCUAGUUUUUACAAUACGGCAUUCACUCGCUGUGUCACAGGACGACUAUGGAGGAUGCACAGAUGGAAAGCAUGAUACACAGCAGGCUACCUCCCAGUCAUGGCGAGAUGAAACUGACGGAAGCACUUGGUUGACUGGCGUUGACUAUCCAUGGUUUCAAAGGCAAGAGUGGAAUACCAGUCGGCGUAACUCUACAUACCCCGUCAAGGAACUGAAUUAGCCCAGAUGGCCCAAUCGAGAAUUCGAAGGAAGACAUGCCACCUCCGUUACCCCACACAUGGCUGGUAGUUGUGACUAUCAGUUUCAAGGUCUCCACGAU
Messenger RNA from Ilyonectria robusta, 839 nucleotides. RefSeq lists its product as uncharacterized. The transcript has a single exon. The record is from RefSeq and is a predicted model, not a curated record. NCBI's taxonomy places the organism in Eukaryota, Fungi, Ascomycota, Sordariomycetes, Hypocreales, Nectriaceae. Bases 462 to 740 code for a protein of 92 amino acids.